Messenger RNA from Equus caballus (horse), 213 nucleotides. NCBI's taxonomy places the organism in Eukaryota, Metazoa, Chordata, Mammalia, Perissodactyla, Equidae. The record is from RefSeq and is a predicted model, not a curated record.
AUGAAGGUUGGUUAUAGGUUCCCAGACUUUCCAUUAGUGAAAACUUCCUUGGAAAAUCACUGUUUUAGAAGAUGCGGAAGCCUGGGUUAUGGCUAUAACUCAGCCUGUGGCUGUGGUGGCUUUAGAGACCUAGGAUAUGGCUGUGGAGGCUACGGGUAUGGCUGCUGUCACCCAUCAUGUUAUGUAGGAUUUGGAUUCUCUGGCUUCUAUUGA